This is a messenger RNA of Megalops cyprinoides (Indo-Pacific tarpon), 4307 nucleotides long. RefSeq names its product cAMP-dependent protein kinase type I-alpha regulatory subunit. The transcript has 11 exons. Bases 142 to 1281 code for a protein of 379 amino acids. Gene Ontology annotation, biological process: regulation of protein phosphorylation. NCBI's taxonomy places the organism in Eukaryota, Metazoa, Chordata, Actinopteri, Elopiformes, Megalopidae. Gene Ontology annotation, molecular function: cAMP-dependent protein kinase regulator activity. Gene Ontology annotation, cellular component: cAMP-dependent protein kinase complex. The record is from RefSeq and is a predicted model, not a curated record.
GCUGUUUCCGGUGGGGCAGCCAUUCAAGGACUAGGAAAGAGAAGCGAAGAAUUUGAGCCAACCAGUGUUAGGAAGGAAAAUAGUUAAAAUACAAACAACUGAGGCACAUUUGAAUAGUUCGGAUCAGAUCAGAAGGUUACCAUGGCAUCCGGCAGCAGCAGCAGUGAGGAGGAGAGGAGCCUGCGGGAGUGUGAGCUCUAUGUUCAGAAGCACAACAUCCAGCAGCUCCUGAAAGACUGCAUUGUGCAGCUGUGCACCUCGCGGCCGGACCGGCCCAUGGCCUUCCUGCGGGAGUAUUUUGAGAGGCUGGAGAAGGAGGAGGCCAAACAAAUCCUCAGCCAGCAGAAGUCAAACUCUCGGUCAGACUCGCGGGAAGAUGAGGUGUCGCCCCCCAUGAAUCCUGUGGUGAAGGGCCGGCGGCGGCGUGGGGCCAUCAGUGCUGAGGUGUACACUGAAGAGGAUGCAGCGUCCUACGUCAGAAAGGUCAUUCCCAAAGACUACAAAACAAUGGCUGCCCUGGCUAAAGCAAUCGAAAAGAAUGUGCUGUUUUCACACCUGGAUGAUAAUGAGAGAAGUGACAUCUUUGACGCUAUGUUUCCUGUCACUUAUAUUGCUGGCGAGACAGUCAUUCAGCAAGGUGAUGAGGGUGAUAAUUUCUAUGUUAUUGACCAGGGUGAAAUGGAUGUCUAUGUCAACAAUGAAUGGGUCACCAGCAUUGGGGAGGGGGGUAGUUUUGGUGAGCUGGCUUUGAUCUAUGGCACCCCAAGAGCAGCCACUGUGAGAGCCAAGACCAACGUUAAACUUUGGGGCAUCGACAGGGACAGCUACCGGAGAAUAUUAAUGGGAAGCACCUUAAGGAAGAGGAAGAUGUACGAAGAAUUUCUAAGCAAAGUAUCAAUUCUAGAGUCAUUGGACAAAUGGGAACGCUUGACAGUGGCUGAUGCCUUGGAGCCUGUGCAGUUUGAAGAUGGGCAGAAGAUUGUGGUCCAGGGAGAGCCUGGCGAUGAAUUCUUCAUCAUCCUUGAGGGCACUGCUGCAGUGUUGCAGCGCAGGUCAGAGAAUGAGGAGUUUGUGGAAGUUGGUCGACUGGGACCCUCUGAUUACUUUGGUGAAAUAGCCCUUUUAAUGAAUCGCCCUCGUGCAGCCACUGUGGUGGCUCGUGGACCCUUGAAGUGUGUGAAGCUUGACCGACCUCGGUUUGAACGUGUUCUGGGUCCUUGUUCAGAUAUUCUGAAACGAAACAUCCAACAGUACAACAGCUUCGUAUCGUUGUCUGUCUGAGAGUUUCCAGCCCCUUCCCUAAAUACAGGGUCCACCAAUGCAAUCUGCUUUGUCACCAUUUACAUCUUUAUUUGGUUUUUAUUUUCACAGUUCCUGAUACCCAGCUGCUCACCAGCAUCACCGCUUUGUCUGUCUGUUAAUAUAUACUCAGCGCAACACUUUACAUUUAUUUUACAUGUAUAUGCUCCACAUGCUUUCCACAUGGCAGAAUGUCUAGCAUUCUUUAUGAACAGGAACAACUAUAAGGUUCCCUCUUUCACCUGUUGUCUGUGUGCAGGUGAGACUAGUAUCUGCUGUUUGACUUGCUUUGAAAGGGUGAUAUUACUGUAUGAAGCUAUUCUAGAACAGCUAGAGUAGAAGUAGGAGAAAAGGCAAAUGUUUUUAAAAUUUGUUCAGUGUUUUGAGGCUUCAAAGACCUUUUAAGACCAUUUGACUUUGUAUAGUUAAGUAUUUUGAGAUUUGGCAUAUGUAGUUUAACAAAAGUGAGACGCUGUCGUUUUAUGUUUGCUAAUAGUUCAUUUGAAGGGUACUAGAAGUUAAGUGCACCAUUACAACCAUGGUGACAUGUUCUGAAAUUUUUUGAAUAGUUGCACAUACAUUAGUGGUUUAAAUGACUAAUUAUUAUAUUUUUGCACAGUUUCAGUGAUUUAAAUAUGAUCAAUAAUGUUUAUAUGCGCCUGCUAGUUUUCAGUGCUGCAUUGUGUCCCAGUGGUGUUCUGAAGUCAGGAAGAUCAUGACGUGUUCUUGCUCUAAACCAUCUCCAUUUUUAUUUGUAUUUCUGUUUGACAUGUCACCCAGUUUAUCUCCAAUGAAUAACCUUCCAAAUCUGGAAUAAUGAGUGGCUGAACACUCUACAGCUAUUUUGUAAUUUGUAGCCUCAGAGAGUUUAUACAGAUUAGCUCAAUACAAAAUUGUAAUUAUAAUAAUACAAUACAAAGCUAAUGCCAAAUAUUAGGUGAUAGUUUCUAUAAACCGAGGUUAGCCUGAAUCUGACUGAAAGGGAUAGUAUAUUCACUUGUACUCUUAAUGUAUGACACUAGUGCUCCUGUGCAAAUGAACUGGCUUACAGCAGAGGUUCAGUGAACUCUUUGAAAUACAUUUGAGGAAUAUAUGUGUGCUUCUGCAAAAUCUCGAGUAGUAGAAUUGAAAUGAAAUCGCAUAUGUUACGGCUGAGUACAUUUAGUACAAACCUGUAAUUCUAGAACUGAAACAGUUUGACAGCUUUUUACUCCCAAGAUCAUUGGCCAUUGUCAAAAAUGAGAAAGAGUUAACAGGUUUUGAUAUAUGGUAAAUGGUACAUUCAUUUCAUCAGAUUGUUACCUGAACAGAGAAACUCAUUGAGUCUUAAGUGUAUUUCAGUAUUUUCCAAUUUUGUUACAUGUCAGUAUGCACCAAAUGACAAUAAGCAUUUUUUAUACAAAUUCCAUGAAUCUGUAAUGUAGGAAAUAAUGAAAUCCUCUCUUAUAAUAAUAAUUUGUGUUUUGUGAAUAUUUAGAGAGAUAGUUAUUUCAGGGUUGUAGUUGGGAGUGACAGAAAGCUCUAAGCAGGAAGUGUACAAUUUUGUAAUAGCAUAUUUUUCCAUAAAUACAAGUACAGCUGCCCAGUGCCAUAACUGAAAUAAACAAUGUUUGUUCAGUUAUCAGCAGUCAAAAGAACAGUGUAGAUGUAUCGUGUAACUGACAUGGAUCAAUGUUACGUUUCUGUGUGUACACACAUAUACACACAUUGUGUGUGUGUGUGUAAUAUAGAUGUGCAAAUACAUGAAUGAUUGAUUUUUAUUUAAGUUAUACAGAAGUGUUUAGAAUAUUUUCUUAAAACAUCACAAAUGCCUAGACUAGAGGUCAAAACUGAAUGGUUUAUACUCGCAUCAAAAAUUUCCCACUAAGUAAGUGUGUGUGUCUUAAGUCACUGAAAGCAGACAUAAUUUCAUAUGAAUAUUUCAGUUAGUUUUCUGUGACAACAGAGGUGGAAUGUUAGGAUUUGUCUUGCUAGAGUUAGGUUGGUUGGUUUGAAGGUUUAAAGUUCACUGCCAUUCUGACUUGUUUCAAAUGCAUUUUACCAGUAAAAAAAAAAAAAGGUCAAACUGGUGAGGAUACCAAAUUGUUAGUAUUUUAUGAAUCCUAGACUUGAAAUGACCCAUAAAAAUCGUUCAGUCAUAUUAGUCGGAAUGUUUAAGGAAGCGAUAUCGAGAUUUAAUCAUGAAUUGUAGAGUUGUGCUGAAGAACCUUACUCCUCAGAGUCACUCUUGUAAAAACUGUUGAUUCAGCGUUAUAGCAGGCACUAGUUAAAGAUGAAUUAAGUCAAAGUGAUAGUCAUUCUUGAUUUGCUCCAUAUUAAAAACUCUGGAAAUGGACAUGUAAUGAAAGUGGCUUUUUGAAUUAUAGCUUUCAUGCUCAGAGCAACUGAUCAUUUUGCUGAUAAAUGCAAGAGAACUGAAAAUACCUGCCUUGUGUUUUCUGAAGUGACAGAUUUGAUUAAGGCAGACAUACUAGUUGAGUAGUUGCUGACACAUAUUUGUUUAACUGGUUUUCUUUGAGGAGUUCAGGUCCUCUGGUGACAUGAAUUUCUGAGGAUAUGAAGGAUUUUUUUUCUCAUUAUUUUUAUUUACACUCCUCUUUUGGCACUUUUUGUGGCUUGCUAUUCAUUCAUUUUAUUUCAAAACAGACUUUUCUGAUGAAGCAGUCAGUAAGUUUUUGAAUUGAAUAUUAAUCACAUUCACAGCUUUAUCAGUCUGUGCAAUCUGAGUAUGUAUGUGUGUAAGUAUGUAUGUCUGUAUGUACAAGAAAAAUCAACAUAGUUUGCCUUAGCUUAUGUAACCAGGAUAUAGAAACUCCUGCUAGCCCAACCCUCAGCAAGUUUAUGAAGCCUACAGUCAUGAGAGCUGUUGGCUGUCAAAGGACCAUUUUUUUUCUAAUGUUAUCCAAUGACUGUAUAAGGUUUGAUUUACUCUAUGUGCUAAAACUAUUAUUCUUUUGGUAUAGAUUGUCCUAAUGGCAGGUCAAGCAAUAAAAGGUAUUGAAUUCUUA